Bufo bufo (common toad) is the source of this 1725-nucleotide messenger RNA. Its product is annotated as protein ABHD15-like. The record is from RefSeq and is a predicted model, not a curated record. Lineage: Eukaryota; Metazoa; Chordata; Amphibia; Anura; Bufonidae. The transcript has 3 exons. Gene Ontology annotation, molecular function: monoacylglycerol lipase activity; short-chain carboxylesterase activity. The coding region runs from base 93 to 1427 and encodes 444 amino acids.
CAGGCUCUGAGGAUGUGUCAGCAGCACCACGACUGAGGCACCUUGCACCUCACACCUCCUCCAGCUUCUGCCAGCAGCUUCUUAUACUUGCAAUGCUAGGAUGGGCUGCCUCUCUAGGCACUCUCCUCCUGCUCCUGGUUCUCUGGUAUUAUAAGAAACGCUCCAGUAGUAGUUUCUCAGCAGUUGUGGGUGAGAAGGUUGAAGAAGACUAUAAACUGAUCUGCAAACCAUCAGCUUUGGCUAACUACCUUGUGAAGCAGUGCAGGAGCUUUGGGAGUUAUGCUCAUGUCAGCUGGCUGUGGAGGACCUUUCCCACCCUGCAGACUUUGGUUGGGGUGCUGGGACCUGUGGAUUAUGGGGUGCACUUUGUUAGAGAGUACCUACAACUGAGUGAUGAGGGGUUGGUGGCUCUGGACUGGGCUGUGAAACCAGGACAACUACAGAGGAGGAGGAGGGCGUCCAGUAACUCCACUGUGCCCAUUCUGCUGGUCAUCCCAAACUCUUUUGGCAAGAUCACUAGAAACACCAGUAAGAUGUGUCACUUGGCCCUCACCCACGGGUACCAGGCUGUGAUCUUUAACCGCCGAUGCCAAAAUGGCUGCCCUCUGAGCACAACCAAGUUACAACCAUAUGGUGAUCCUAAUGACCUGCGAGAAGCCAUUCGAUACAUCCGCCAUUGUCAACCUUCAUCUCGACUGUUUGCAGCAGGUGAAGGCACUGGAGCUGGCCUUCUCCUGUCCUAUCUUGGGGAAUGUGGCUCAUCUAGCUACAUCACAGCGGCUGGCUGCAUCUCUCCUCUCUUUCGCCUUCAAGACUGGUAUGAAACUGGGUGUCCAUGGCUGUGGCAGGCAGCUUUACUCUUGUACCAAAAAAUGUAUUUGAGCAGAUAUGCCACAGCUCUGGGACAGCUUAUAAAUACUGAAAGACUUUUGGGGAGUCAGACUUUAAAGGAACUUGAAGAAGCUUUGUUUUGCCAGACCAAGGUUCCCAAUGCUUUGACCUGGGAUACUUAUUGGGAAAGGAAUGACCCUUUAAGAGACAUUGAUGAAGUGGCUAUUCCAGUCCUUUGUAUUUGUAGCCAGGAUGAUCCCAUCCGUGGGGAGGCCCAAAACACUGUACCCUUUGAGCUUUUUGAGGCAAACCCCCACUUUUUCUUGUUGCUGAGCAAGUAUGGUGGUCACUGUGGCUUCAUCAAGGAUAAUAUGUCGGGUACAAUGUGGAGUCACAGUGCACUGUUGGACUUUUUCAAGUCCUCUGUAGACUUCUUUGCAAUGGAAGAAAGGCUGAAAGGACUCUCCAGGAGAAAAGGAACCAUCUCAAAUGCCAUGAAGAGGUCACUUCAGGAUAGAGUCUCCUGCAGAAAAGAACAAAGUUGUCCUCACAACAUCCAUGAAAUUUAUAACUGGCAGCGGUCUUACACAAGAUGACACAAGAAGUAAAAUUAGGACUUUAAAAUUGAAUUUGUUUUGUAUACUUGUAUUUCCAUCAAAUAUGGACAUUUUAUAGACAGGCCAUUGUUUGGGUGCAUAAUCAUUGGCUUUCAUCUAGGUUUUCAGAUUUUAAGGGAACAGAUCCCUCUUAAAAAUGCUAUAUACAAUUAAAGGUCUGGACACAGGGUGGAAUCAGACAACUUUUUCUGGCAGUUUUUGAUGCAGCUUUUUAAGCCAAAGCCAGAAGUAGAUCUAACAGGAAGGAGAAGUAUGAGGCCUUAUGCACACAGUCAGA